AUGUGCUUUCUGGCAGCCAUCUCGCUACUCUUCGUGUUCAUCAUUCGACAAUUCUGGUUCAAUCGCCCGUUUCCCACCUCGUUGCCCGCUAAAGUGUUACUUGUGAUCGCACAUCCCGACGAUGAAACGAUGUUUUUCGCGCCGACGAUCACCGAACUCACCAAGCAAGGCCACAGAGUGUUCCUAUUAUGCACAUCGACUGGCGAUUUCUAUGGACAAGGACAAUUACGAGCUAAAGAACUACGAGAAGCUGUGCAAUUCUUGGGCAUCAAUCCGUCGGAUGUGAGUAUUUUGGAUUACGACAAGUUCAAGGAUGGCCACCAAUGGGAUCACUUGGAAUUGUCUGACGUACUGCUAAAGCAAAUCAAGCUUUUGGAUGCCGAGGUGAUCAUUUCGUUUGAUGAUGGCGGUGUGUCGCACCAUUCAAAUCACAUUUCGAUCUUCGAUGCCCUACAGGAGUUGUACUCGCGUGGAGAGCUUCCAAUUAACACACAAGUUUUCUGUCUUGACACAGUCAGUGUUCUUCGCAAAUACGCCUGGAUCCUCGACGUCUCUCUGUCGAUUGUGCAAUCUCCGUUUUGUUACUUUGCAACGAUGCGAAGCUUUUUUGCCGCAUGGAGAGCGAUGCGGGCACAUAGAUCCCAACUAUUAUGGUUUCGAUAUUUAUUCAGAGGGAUGAACGAGUUGGACAAGCUGUCGCUACUAAAAAGGAAGAAGUCUUCAGAUGAUCCGAAUAGUGCUGGUGAACAAAGACAACGAAUCACAAUUACUACUAGCGGCAAUCCCGGAGACAGAAGAAUUUAUCUUGGAUCGGAUCGCCGUCAUGUAACCGGGAGGGGUCGUUUGGAUGGAGGGCGGCUCUCGUUCCCUGCAGGUGGUCCUGCUAGAGGGGUACGCUUCAAUGCUUCUCGAGAUUCAAGAAACUUUGAUCGUUCAGAACGGAGUCGACGGAAGUCUGAAGGAACGCGAGAUUACGACGAAGGACCAAUGGACCCAAGCAAGCCCCAACUAAAGUUGGUUGAUCCGGCAUUUGUUCCACGAGGUCGUGGAUAUUUUGAUCACGAUAGCCGCGAAAAGGACACAUGGCAGGGGAAUGACCUCUACGAUCCGCGUCGAGACAAUGGAUUUCGAAAUGAUCGACGUCGUGAUCGAGAUGAUGAUCGCGGAACUUCAUGGCGAGGUUUCGAUCGGCCUAACACCGGCUCGUCUAGCUUCAACCGCAAAUUUGAAAGAUCAUCAGCAGCUGACGGUGUUUGGACCCACGACAAGUUCUUCGAGAUAGAAGGUGGUGGUGAGGAGCAAGAAAACAAGGAUAAACCGGAAGGACAGCCAGAUCAUCAGGGAGUUGCAAGCAAAGAUCGCCGACGUUCUCGAUCUCGGUCGCAUUCAAGAUCUCGCUCCGGAUCCCGCGAACGUUAUGCAAAUCGACGCCCAGCCGAUGAUCGUCGUGGCUUCAACAAAACUCGCGGAUUUGGCCGUCGGCGUCGUUCUCCAUCUCCAUUCCGAGGCCGUGAUCGUCGCCAC
This is a messenger RNA of Mesorhabditis belari, 1524 nucleotides long. NCBI's taxonomy places the organism in Eukaryota, Metazoa, Nematoda, Chromadorea, Rhabditida, Rhabditidae. The record is from the annotation of a GenBank genome assembly.